AUGUCAGCACCUCUCAGCUUUCAAGAAGAAUCUCCACCCAUCCUCUCCACUAGAGUUUCUGCACUCAGGAAGUACUUCCCCUUGAACUCUCGAGAGUAUCAUCGCUCGGCGGACGAAUACGCCACCUACCUCAUUCUCCUCGAGGGUCUCUUCCGCUCCCUCGAGCGCUCGGCCCCCUCCAUGCGAUUGCUGCCGGCCUUGCACAGCACCUUACGGGUCCACGACCACCGGGAGGCCGUGCGCCUGCGUGACUUCGUAAGACGCUUUGUGAAGCACCUCUUGGAGCGGCACCACGAGACUCUGAAGGCUUUGCUCCGAAUCUUUUUGGAUCAGUCGUUGGAUGACAGGCUCACGGAGAACAUCCGCUUCGCCAUUAUGGAGAAGUUGGCCUUGCCGCUCUUGUGGGACUUGGUGGCGUCACCACAAAGCUGCAAGGAAUGCUGGCUGGCCCACUGGUCACUCCUCGUGCAGCAUGCGGAUCCGGAUGUGAGCUUCGCCCAGCUGCGGAUGCGCGACGUCGAGGCCUUGAACCUCAAAGUCCAGGAGAUGGCCGGCAUCUACGGCAUGAUCGAAGUCCUCUUCGUGCGCACGGCGCCUGAUCAGCUGAAGGAGCAGAUCAUGCCGGAGCUCCAAAGUAGCCCCUCCAGGGACAUCAUCCUGAUCGCCAAGCGAGCGCUCAAGAAACCCACCGGCUGGGAGCGCGUGGCGCUGCCCAGCCUGCGCCGCUGCCAGCUGCGCAUCUACGCCGCGCUGUCCGCCGCCAUCGGCGCCACACAGACGAAGCAGGAGAUGUACACCGGAGACCUGCAGAUGAUACGGGUUGAGAGAUGGGGAGAGCCCGAGAGCUUCGCGCUUCGCGAGGGAUGGCUUUUUGAGAAAGUGCUGUGGGACGAGACAAUGAUUGAGCCGUGGGAGGGCGCUUCUGGUGCAUCAAUAGCACUGGAUACCUUGAAGCCUGAGAGCAAUUACAACUCCUUCCCCAGGCCCGGCUAUUCCUUCGCCUACCUCUCCGCAGCAGUGCCGGGGCGCACUCCCGCGGCGCGUGCGCGGGCUGCGCGCGGCGCAGAGGAGUCGACGCUGCUGGGUGCAGGGCUUUGGGCUGCUACGCCAGCGCCCAUGACCCAGACCUCCUUGCGCUUCGCGGGCGGGCUAGGCACACUGGGCCGGGCAGCAGCGGCCAAGGCAUCGCAGGAGCUGACGCUGAUGCUUCCGGAGAAGCAGCGGCGACAGCUGGCCACGGCCAGCAAGGGCACGGCCUCGCAGGUGAUCAGCUUAGUGGUGACCGGCUCCUCCGACGGCUUGACGCAAGGUGAAGGCGUGCCGCUGCCACCCGGUGAGGAGGGCCAAGCCCUGCGGCUCCAAGCUGUCCUUGCCGGCCGCCGCUUAAGCGGAGUCGCAGGCGAAACUGAUCGGGGCGCGACGUGGCAAACGGAGUGGCUGGAGCAUGACGAGGUGAUUUUCCCCGACGGCCCGACCAACGAUUGUGCCUUGACGCUCUUCCUCGUGCUCCUCCGCACACUCGACGUCCUCACAGAGCGCUUUGGAGUGCCCAGUGGAGCAAACCACUUGAGUGGCUCAUGGCUGCAGUCGUUGCUGGCCAUCGUGGACAAAGCCUCUACGGACUUCCGACUGCGGAUCUUGUUGCUGAAGGUCUUCAUUCACCGAGCCGAUGUGAUGCAACCCGUUCUCUAUGGGCGAAACGUGGAGAUCUUCCGCUUUCUUCUCUCCAUGUUGUUAGAUCCUCGCUUCGGUGCAGAAAAGCGAUUCCACUAUUUGGCGCGCGAUGUGGUCUCCACUUUGCUGGUGCCAAAGUUGGACUCCGAGGUACAGGCAGUCACGUUGCCGAGGGAUUGCCUGAUGGAUUGCCAGCGCUUGCUACAUCAACUACAGGCGCUCAGCCGGUUCCUGCGCAUCCGUUCCAGCGCUCUCACCGCGCCACACCGCACCACCUACUGGCAGAAGGCGCACCUCGGUAUUUUGCGGCUCUUUGCCGCGCAAUAUUUGAGGCGGGAACAGUUGAACAAUGAGAUGGAACGAUUUCUGGGAUGA
Molecule: messenger RNA, 2049 nt
Organism: Durusdinium trenchii
Lineage: Eukaryota; Dinophyceae; Suessiales; Symbiodiniaceae
Source: the annotation of a GenBank genome assembly